GUUUCUCGAAUAAACACCAGGUUUCAAGUCUUCGUUAUUAUUUUUGAGUUUAAUGUCUAAGGAAGGUGGCGAACGGCGACAAAUUUUUACUAGUGCGGUCUUUGAGAAUAUCCAGAAGGACCUUCAAUGUGCGCUUCAAAAUCUUUCUAAUGAGCGUCUUAAAACAGAAAAGCUUCAGAAAAAGCUGGAUGUUUCUGAAAAUAUGGUUUCCGCUCAACGAAAAGAAAUCUUGAUGUUGCAGCAUCAACUGGCUUCUGAUUGUUCAAUUCCUCAAUCAGGGAAAUUGAAGGGCGUGAAAGAUAUGAAGCCUCGAAGCUCAAUUGAUGAACCAGAUAUAGAUAGUGUGGAAGUAAAGAAGCUUCUGAAAAGGGUUGAGUACCUGGAAAAGCAGAAUGAGGACAUGACAUCUUGCAUAAGAAAGCAGAACAAACUUAUUGAUAUCCUCAAGCGGCAAAAAAUUCUCCUUGAAUCUGCAUCUCUUUUAUCCAUUCAUGAAAAGGAAUUCGAAAAGUUCUUGGAGCUGGAAAAAUAUUGA
This is a messenger RNA of Phytomonas sp. EM1, 535 nucleotides long. The record is from the annotation of a GenBank genome assembly. NCBI's taxonomy places the organism in Eukaryota, Euglenozoa, Kinetoplastea, Trypanosomatida, Trypanosomatidae.